Messenger RNA from Salvelinus fontinalis (brook trout), 1018 nucleotides. RefSeq names its product immunoglobulin alpha-2 heavy chain-like. Gene Ontology annotation, biological process: response to bacterium. Lineage: Eukaryota; Metazoa; Chordata; Actinopteri; Salmoniformes; Salmonidae. The record is from RefSeq and is a predicted model, not a curated record. The transcript has 3 exons. Bases 37 to 804 code for a protein of 255 amino acids.
CACACACUAUACAGUGAAGAAGGGACUAAUGUUACAAUGAUGAAUAGAGAAGUAUUUAUAUUUUACAUCAACUUGGUUUGUGCUUUCACCGAACCAAAAGUAAUCCAACCAACCCCUGUGAUGGUUACUGAGCUGGGAGGCACUGUGACUCUCACUUGCCUUUGUCAUAAUGUGUCGGUGACCAGAUUUAAUUGGUUCAAGCAGAGUUUUGGACAGAAACCUCUCUACAUGACAUCAUCUCUUUAUGUUGGCCAAGAGAGUUAUUAUUCCAAAAACUUUAUCAAGGACUUUACCGGGACAAAACGUUUGGGUGUGAGGAGAGGAGACUACAGCUGUAACUUGACCAUAUCAAAGACAGAGCCAGGGGACUCAGCUACAUACUAUUGUUCCACUACAGCCAUCUAUGAGCAAACAUUUGGAGAGGGAACUGUUUUAAUUGUCAAAAACUCAGAGUCCAACAGCAUGUCUGUGCUCCAGCAGCCUGUGUCUGAGUCAGUCCAUCCAGGAGACUCUGUGACUCUGAACUGUACAAUACACACUGAGACCUGUGUAGGAGAACACAGUGUCUAUUGGUUCAGACAUGGCUCAGGAGAAUCUCGUCCAGGAAUAAUUUACACCCAUGGAGGCAAGAAUGACCAGCAUGAGAAGAGCCCUGAGGCUGGGUCUCCUACACAGAGCUGUGUCUACAACCUCCCCAAGAUGAACUUCAGCCUCUCUGAUGCUGGGACUUACUACUGUGCUGUGGCCUCAUGUGGGGAGAUACUGUUUGGGAACGGGACCAAGCUGGACAUUGAGGGUAUAUGAUACAGCUUCUAUUUCAUUUUAUAUCUACUGUAUAGUCUACCGUGUAGAACAUACAUUUACUUGCUAUUCUGGUUUCUUCUAUUACUGUUUGAAUUUCAACAGACCAUAGAGCAGAUCCUCUUCUCUUGGUGUCCUGUCUGGGUGUAGUAUUGGGAGUCACGUUCACCUUGAUCAUUGUCCUGGUUUGCAUCAUGUACAAGAUGAACAACACGAC